UUUAUGUGACCUAUAGCUCAACAAAUCUAACCUAAAGCCAAACAAAAUAGUGUAGAACAUUUUUUUGUACAAGUUUUUAUAUAUUUUUUUGUACCUGUAUUAAUUUAAUGGGUGAACAAUGGAAUUACAAUUACCCUCCACCAACUGUGUACCCAAAUGGUGCUGCACCAAUGCAAAAUUUUGGGCAACAAUAUCAGGUAGCUCCACCAAAUUAUCCUCCACCUCCUUAUACCACCUUCGACCAACAACAGCAGCAACAACAACAACAAUACCAGGUUCCACCUCCUGAUUACUAUCAGACAAAUCAGGCCUAUUACAUGUCUUACUCUGGAAAUAAUGUUCAACCAGGUACAUCAUACAACUAUUAUAAGUCAUCUUCUGAAAGUUUUGACUUUAAAAAGGAGUUGGAAUCUUAUAAAAUCAGUAAAAGCAAAUAUGAGAAGAGAAGGUAUGAUACUGAUAAUGUGUCAGUUAGGAAAACUAGGUCCAGAAGUAGGGAGAGGGAUAGAUAUUCAUCUAGACAUAGGUCCAGAUCAAGGUCUCCAAAAUACAGGAGAUAUGAAUCAUCAAGUAAAGAUAGCAAAUCUAGAGAUAAUAAAUACAAGAAUGAUAGAAAGUAUAUACAUCAUUCAAGCUCAUCGAGUAACUAUAAAUCGAGUAGCAGGGAUAACCACAGGAAUGACAAAAGUUUUAAAUCAAGUGAUUCAGUGAAUAUGAGCGAACGCGCUCAGAUUUUAUCCAAAUGGAAAAAGAACUACUGUGAGACGAAAGAGCAAGUAUCAAAGAAGAUUGAAGAGUUGUACACUAACAAUCAGGAUGAAUUGAUUGAGAAAGAAAAAGUUAAAUGGACUCGAACGACGCCUGCCGAUUUAUACUAUGUACGCGAUGAGAAAAAUCCGAAGGUGCUCAAUGCCACUCAUAGACUUAUAGCUUUAUGUGAUUAUUUUGAAAGUAACUUAGUUAAACGCGCUAAGAAAAUUAAUGAAGUUAAACCCGUGUAUGUUCCACCUCCUAGGAAGAACAGAGCAAGGCUUUGCAAACACAAAAGUGAACAGUGUAGCAGUUCAGGUUCAUCAUCUGAAGAGGAGCUCACUGAUGAAGAGGAUUGCACUAUGGAGGAAUUGACAAGGAAACAGCAGCAUCCUGACCGUUUGCAUCCAGAAAUGUGGUACAAUGAUCCGGGCGAAAUGAACGAUGGGCCGCUCUGCAGAUGUUCCAACAAGUCUAGGAAGUCGGGUAUAAGACACGGGAUUUACCCAGGCGAACGCUUCCUGCAAUCUUGCAGCAACCUCUCUAACAACGCCAACAAAUUAUACCAUUAUCGUAUUACUAUUUCACCACCUACCAACUUUUUGAUCAAAAUACCGACGAUUAUCCAGCACGAUGAGCACGAAUUCAUAUUCGAAGGAUUCUCGAUGUUCUCACAUUCACCUCUUGUCAAACUGCCAAUAUGUAAAGUGAUCAGGUUCAAUAUAGAGUAUACAAUUUUGUAUAUCGAGGAGAAAGUCCCUGAUAACUUCACCAUUAGGGAAUUAGAUUUGUUUCAUGAUUAUUUGUUCCAUGAGAUCUUGGAGCUUGUUGAUUUGGAUUUUAAAGCCGCAGGAGAUAGCAGCGGAUGUUCGCAGUUCCAUUUCAUGCCUAGAUUUGUACGAGAUCUUUCCGACAAUGGAAAAGAGAUUUUGUCCAUGAAGGAGGUUUUGCAAUAUUUGAUAGACAGUUCGGUGCCGUUAAUACACGAGAGUAAUCUGAAAACCAUGGUCGGAAUGAGCCAGUCCGAUUGGCAAGCGUACGCUGAUGAAAUUAAAGGAAUGGUCGUUACUUAUCCGGGGAAAAAACCGUGCUCGGUGCGCGUAGAUCAGCUGGACAGAAACAUCGAUUUGCAAGUCGAAGGCAACUACAAGUUUCCCGAGAUUGUCCACUUUGGGAUUAGGCCACCUCAAUUGAGUUACGCAGGAAACCCAGAUUAUCAAAAGGCUUGGAGAGAUUAUGUUAAAUUCCGGCAUUUGCUAGCUAAUAUGUCCAAACCAACUUACGAAGACAAGCGGAAAUUGGAAUCCAAAGAAAACAAAUUGCAAGAAAUGCGAACUCAAAGUAAAAUGAAACGAGAUGUUACUGUGGCGGUCUCCGCUGAAGGAUUCCACAGAACCGGUAUCAUGUGCGAUGUCAUCCAGCACGCAAUGUUGAUACCUGUGUUAGUUUGUCAUCUGCGAUUCCACAAUUCGUUAAAUGUUUUAGAGGAGAGUAUCAACUACAAGUUUGAAAACAGAGCCCUUCUUCAACUGGCUUUAACCCAUCCCUCGUAUAGAGAGAACUUCGGAACUAAUCCGGAUCACGCUAGGAACAGCUUAACUAAUUGUGGAAUUCGUCAACCCGAGUACGGGGAUCGCCGAAUACAUUAUAUGAAUACAAGGAAGAGAGGUAUCAAUACUUUGAUCAAUAUCAUGUCGCGUUUUGGUAAGCAGCACGAGACCGAAUCCAAUAUCACGCACAACGAGAGGCUGGAGUUUCUCGGUGAUGCGGUGGUGGAGUUUUUGUCUUCCAUACAUUUGUUUUACACUUUCCCCGAUUUGGAGGAAGGAGGAUUGGCCACUUAUCGAGCUGCGAUCGUACAGAAUCAGCAUCUUGCAGUUUUAGCCAGGACAUUAAGCUUGGAUCAGUACAUGCUUUACGCGCAUGGAUCAGACCUUUGCCACGACCUGGAACUUAGACAUGCCAUGGCCAAUUGCUUUGAGGCUUUAAUGGGAGCCCUAUUCUUGGAUGGCGGCAUAAAGAUUGUAGAUCGAGUGUUCUCCGAAACAUUGUUCAAAGAGUUGCCGGAUUUAUUAAACGUUUGGGUGAAUUACCCGCCGCAUCCGCUGCAACAGCAAGAGCCACUUGGAGAUCGCGAAUGGAUCCCAAAGUUUAAGCUUCUCCAACGUUUGACUGAAUUCGAGGAUAGCAUUGGAGUAAACUUUAAGCAUAUACGUUUACUGGCCAGGGCUUUCACCGAUAGAAGCGUGGGCUAUACAAAUUUAACACUUGGUUCCAAUCAACGUUUGGAAUUUCUGGGUGAUACAGUUCUGCAAUUGAUCGCAUCCGAAUAUUUAUACAAGUUCUUCCCGGAGCAUCACGAAGGUCAUUUAUCUUUAUUGAGAAGCUCUUUGGUGAACAAUCGAACGCAAGCCGUGGUUUGCGAUGAUUUGGGCAUGUCCAAUUACGCUGUAUACAAUAAUCCGAAGGCGGAUCUGAAGACUAAGGAUCGGGCCGAUUUACUGGAAGCGUUCAUCGGAGCAUUAUACGUGGAUCAGGGUUUGCAACAUUGCGAAGUGUUCUGCCAUGUGACUCUUUUCCCGAGACUACAAGAUUUCAUUAUGAAUCAAGAUUGGAAUGACCCGAAGUCCAAGUUACAGCAGUGUUGUUUGACGUUAAGGACCAUGGAUGGAGGAGAGCCUGAUAUUCCUGUUUACAAAGUCAUUGAAUGCAAAGGUCCUACUAAUACAAGGGUUUACACGGUGGCCGUUUACUUUAGAGGACGGCGAUUGUCGAGCGCUAUGGGACACAGCAUUCAACAGGCUGAGAUGAACGCUGCAAAGAAAGCAUUAGAGAUCUCUCAUGAUCUCUUCCCCCAACUUGACCAUCAGAAGCGCGUUAUAGCUAAGAGCAUGAAAAAGCAGGCCUCUCCGAGUAAGAAGAAACGGUCGAGCCGUUCGAGAUCUAACAGCUCCAGUAGGUCAAUUCCGAAGUCGCCUACGAGCUAUUCAAGGAACAGAUUCAGAAGCAAUUCGCCUCCCGUCAAGAGGAGCAAUUAAGAAUAUUUAAACAAGUGUACUCGUCAUCACAAUAUUAACUAUUAAUAUUACUUAUUAUAUAAUUUAAGAUCAACCUAAAACUGAACGACAGUAAAAUUGAUUUUACAGGCAAUAUGCCUCAAUUGAAUUUCGUGACUAUACUGUAAUCGAUUCAACUAGCAACAAUGAAUAUGAUGAAACAUAUUCUCGUGUCUUUUUUAUGUGAUAGUUAUGCAUAUAAUAAUAAUAAUCGCACGUGAAACGUCGAAAUAGUCAAAAUCGUAAUUUAAAUAGAUUUAUUAAUUUACUUUAUCCACAAUUGAUCAACCUAAUAUUCGACCAACUUUAAUGCUGCUAGUAAUUUAAGAAUAAUAGUCAAGAUUUUAACUAUGUGAUAAUUAUAUGCAUUCUAAACGGUUACUAAAACGUAAGUUUAUAUUAUGUAGUUUUUUUGUAGGUAAUAUUUUGUAUGAGUUUAUAUUUAUAUAUUUGAAGCAAUCAACUGAACCGUUCGAUCUGAGAAUGUCAAAUUUGUCAAGUACAAUACAUUAAGAAAAACUUGCAGUGUAAAUGAAAACUUUGUUGCGACAUGACACAAUAAAUUAAAAGGUUCGUAAAGCAAGCUUUAAAAAGAAAAUAUAACAAUGAUAAAAUCUUAGCAAUUACUUUUAUGCUAUAGUUUAUAAGGUCAUUCUAUACCCGCAAUAUACAAACAAGAGUCUUGAAACUUAUUUUAAGAUUAAAUUUCAAGCAAUUAACGUCAUACCUCUAAAGAGGUAAUACAACAAUAUACAAGUAUGUUGCCAUUUAAUAGCUUUAAGAUAUUUGACUCAUUUCGUAAAUGGUUUAUGUGAUAACGCAACUUUUGGAAGAUGUAAAUUCCAAUGAAUUUAAUGUUGUGAUAGAUAGGUCACAAUAGUUUGAAAAUUUACAUAUUUAAAAUAAUCAUAUAUUUAUGAUUGUUGCACGAGAUCAUAAAACAGAACUGUUUCUCGUUAUACAAACUCGAACUUAUUUUAGAAUACAACGUUAAAUUCAGAACGUGUAGAUUAACGUGCCUGAAAAUUACAUCAGAAUUUAAAUAAAAAAAUGUGUACACAUUUUAACGAUAUAGUACAAGACAGUAAUAAUAUGGAAUUUAUAAUAACAAUAUGAAAGAAAAUGAUAUCAAUCAAAUAUAUAUUAAAAUAGUGGACAUCUGUUUGUUAUCUUAGUUGAUUUACAAGUACUUGUCACAAAUAAAAAGAAAGAUAUAAACAAUAGCUUUUAAGUUUUUUGAAACGUAUUAUAAAACUAAAGUCUGACAAAUCAAGUCGUGUAAUAUUAGUAUGUUAAUGAAAAAAAUCUGGUCUUUGUAUUUAAAUGUGAUACUUACAGCUUACACUUGUUUCAUAAAUAUUUCAGAUAAGGUAGUUUGUAAUAUUGUUCUUUGAAUCAUAUACAACAUGAAUUGUGUAAUAAAUGGCCAAAUAAUAUGUAGUUAAAAAGAAGUAUCAAAGUACCAAUGAAUUGUGGAAUGCGGAAAUAGCUUAUGUUGCAAAUGCUGGUUAAUGUAUAACUAAAUGUUAAAAUCGCGCUUUGUACUUAGUGAUAGAAAGAACUGCAAUCAAUGUAUAUGCUUGGAACUGUUACUGGAUUAAUAAAGUAAUUAUCAA
Messenger RNA from Nicrophorus vespilloides, 5422 nucleotides. RefSeq names its product ribonuclease 3 (gene drosha). The transcript has 13 exons. Gene Ontology annotation, biological process: primary miRNA processing; pre-miRNA processing; regulation of gene expression. Gene Ontology annotation, cellular component: nucleus. The coding region runs from base 108 to 3788 and encodes 1226 amino acids. Gene Ontology annotation, molecular function: ribonuclease III activity; double-stranded RNA binding. The record is from RefSeq and is a predicted model, not a curated record. Lineage: Eukaryota; Metazoa; Arthropoda; Insecta; Coleoptera; Silphidae.